CAGAUCAGUAAGCAUUGCACAAGUGAAUGAAAAGAAAACUAAACAUUGAAUAAAACAUCAAAAGAUAAUCUUAAAAAUAGUUUAUUCUUAUUGGACCAAUUUCUUUGUUCAUACGAAAUUAGCAGUUGAACAAAGUCCCGGGAAAGCAUAACUUGGUGGACAAAUCUUCCGAAAGAACAAUCCGCCGCUACCCAGAGAGACAGGACUGAGAAGGAACAGAGGUCGACUAAGCCGAGAGAACCUCACCAAGCCAUAUAAACACGGUCUGCUCAUAAAAGGGAAAGCCAGUGUUUACUGAUGGGGCAGGCAAAUGGAAGUUAUGGGAUAUAUUUUGUCGAAGAGGAUAAUGUGCUUCGCCCGAACAACAGUGAACAGGAUGAACAAAUUGCUAGAUAUAUGCAGGGAGAGUUAAACCAUGAAAGACAGAGACAGGAAGAUCAAGAUCGCCUGCAUUUGGAGGAAUUAAUACGAGCUGACCGGGAAGAGCAAGAGCAGCAAGACAGAAUGUUUGCCCUUACAGUGCAAGAAAUGGCGCAAAGGGGUGGCCAACAUGGUAGAAACAGAGGAUGGGGAGGCUUUCCGUAUCAGAACAGGGGACAUGAACCUCGAGGACUGGGCAGAGGUCAAGAUCGGGAGAGGUUACAACAGGAGACUGUUGACCAUGAGCUGGCCAUGUCUCUUCAGGGAGAUGAGUAUAAAAGUGGUGGAGGCGGGGACAAAUGGGAUGAGGCUGGGCCUAGCGCGUUCCCUAUACUAGCCCAACAACCUGCAGGAUUUCUGCAGGACGAUCAUCAAAUGCAACAUGAAUGGAGUAGACCCUUCGAGGACAUACAACCGGAAAUGGCCGCCAGUCAACAAGAGUUCCAGCCUUUUCACCAAUUUCCGCUCCAAUACCUUGAUGAGGAACAGCUCGAGUUCCAGAACCACCACAGGAGACUGUCGCAGACUCAGGAUUUCCAGCAUCAGCACCAAUCUCAGCGCCGAGAGCAGAACGAAGCUCAGCUGGAGUUCCUGAGGGUACUCUUUCAGAUGGGCAGAAGAGAGAACUUUAACAGGAUUCCUUCAAUGUUGAAUGAACAUGGCUUGAGCAAUGUCGGAAACAGUUAUGAGGCUCUGCUGGAACUGGGAGAUAAUUUGGGAAGUGUCACUAGUGGCCUGUCCUCGGAGGCAUGCUCCACGCUGCCGACCAAGAGAUACACACAGAGAGACAGACAGACGGAGGGCUGCAGCGUGUGUAUGGAGGAAUACAAGACUGGAGAUACACAGAAAACAUUGCCCUGUCUCCAUAUAUUCCAUGACUCCUGUAUUGACCCAUGGUUGAAAGACAACGCAACAUGUCCGGUGUGCAGAGAGGUUGUUAAAGUUUCCGGAUUCUAGUUGAGCAGCUAUUUUAAUUAACAUAACAAUUUCUUGGGAAAAAACAAUUGUGAAACAGGAUAUAGUGAUUUGAUAUUUUUCACUAUUUAAUUUUUUUAGCCCGCUCUCAGUUCCAAAUCAAACAUCAGAGCGCACAGAGCUGGGACUUACGUGCGCAUAUAUAUACAUAAUUAAAUGACUUUUAACUCCAAUGUAGGCAUGUAAUUAAGCGAAAAAUUUGUUUGUUUUAGGUUUAGAUAGCAAUAUAUUUCACCUCGUGAAUACCAAAAGGGAAUAUUUAACUCGUGGCUACGCCGUGAUUCGGUGAAAUAUAUUACGAUCUUAAACUGAAACAAACAAGUAUCCUCUAUAUACAGUAGACAUAAAUAGUUGUGUAGCUGUUAAGGAGGGGUUGUACGGUUGUUGAAAAUGGCUAUAAUUACAAGUUGGUCAUGUUUAAUUCACAUUAUAUUCAUAUACUAUAUAAUGUGUGUCUGUAUAUAUAUACAGCGAUGCCUAUUGCAAUAUUUACUGUAUGGGUAGCAGAUGUGUUCAAAGACUGAUUUACGUAGUUCUUUGUACUGGGGCUUGAUGUAUUAUGUAACCUUGGGUCAUUAAUAAUUCAGAUAUACUGUAUUCCGAUUAUUAGAACCUUUCGUACAUGUAUAUAUAGUCGUAUAAGUAAAUUCUAUUGAAUCUACCAUGUACCUAUGCAUUGAUUCAUCUUUAAAUAUGCAUGAGUGCAUCCAACAAAAUUCUUAUACUAGCAGUGCAUAACCAUGGAUCCUGGGGUUCCCAGUAUAUUUGUGUGCAAAUAUUACAAAAAGGCGAUGCUGUCUGCUGAUAGAAAUGUAAGAGAGUAAUAGGUCCUCCGGAAAAAAACACACGGAUGUACAACUUGGGAUUAGUAGCAAAAUGAAUAACUGCCUGUUCAUGUUAACUGAAUUUGAUGUAUUUAAAAGUUAUAUACGAAAUUCAUAACCAGGGAAUAUUUUGUAUAUUUGUCAUUGAAAUUCUUAAAAGAUUUCAAAUAAAUUAAACAAUGUUGUAAAUAUUAUAUAAGUGAUAUUAUUUAUUUCUACAACUGCAUUCGUUUUAUUAUUUUUAUGUGAUAAAAAUAAAAUAUAAAAACAUU
Mya arenaria is the source of this 2491-nucleotide messenger RNA. RefSeq names its product putative cyclin-dependent serine/threonine-protein kinase DDB_G0272797/DDB_G0274007. Lineage: Eukaryota; Metazoa; Mollusca; Bivalvia; Myida; Myidae. The transcript is spliced from 10 exons. Bases 298 to 1377 code for a protein of 359 amino acids. The record is from RefSeq and is a predicted model, not a curated record.